Messenger RNA from Vanessa tameamea, 1383 nucleotides. RefSeq names its product aldo-keto reductase AKR2E4-like. Gene Ontology annotation, cellular component: cytosol. The transcript has 7 exons. The record is from RefSeq and is a predicted model, not a curated record. The coding region runs from base 74 to 1048 and encodes 324 amino acids. Gene Ontology annotation, molecular function: aldose reductase (NADPH) activity. Lineage: Eukaryota; Metazoa; Arthropoda; Insecta; Lepidoptera; Nymphalidae.
AACCAGUAUAUCUUUGACAGGUCAAAGAUCUUACGUUCUCGAUAAAACAGUAGACGCGCGACUCACACGCAGAAUGGUUUAUAAGUUGUUAUUUGUGCUUUUUAUCGUACAUAAUACUAAUGCAGCGUCUCAAAUACCGAAAUUGAAGUUGAACGAUGGCAACGAAAUGCCAGUUAUAGCUCUUGGCACGUGGCUCGGAAACUCAACAAAGUCAACUCCCGAUGAGGUAGAACAAGCUGUGCGUUGGGCACUGGACGCCGGGUACAACCACAUUGAUACCGCUUGGAUAUAUAAAGUAGAGGAUCAAGUUGGGAAGGGGCUGAAAGGAGUGCCAAGGGAGAAAGUUUUUGUUACCACAAAAUUAUGGAACAGCUUCCACGCUCGAGAUGCGGUGAUACCAGCUCUCCGAGAAUCUCUUCAUAACUUACAGCUGGAUUAUGUUGAUCUUUACCUCAUCCAUUGGCCUGUUGGACAGUUUGCGAAUUUCACCUACGACCAAACGGACUAUCUUGAAACUUGGCGAGGAAUGAUAGAGGCGAAGAAACUCGGCCUGACCAAGUCCAUAGGACUUUCCAAUUUCAACGAGAAGAUGAUUGAGAGGAUCCUGGAGAAUGGGCUGGAGAAACCUGCUGCUCUGCAAGUUGAGAUCAAUCUAAAUCUUCAACAACCAGAGCUACUCGCCUAUUGUAAAUCUCAAAAUAUAGUGGUCAUGGGAUACACGCCGUUCGGAUCGCUUUUCUACUCAAAAGCCAAACCUGAUUCUCCACCGCCGAGGGUUGACGACCCAGCGCUGGUUACCAUCGCUGAGAAGUAUAAGAAAACGGUGCCACAGAUAACAUUGAGAUAUUUGGUGGAACUAGGCGUGGUGCCGUUGCCUAAAUCUCUAACAAAGAGCCGUAUUCAACAAAAUAUCGACAUAUUCGAUUUCCAGUUGACAGACGACGACAAAACAAUUUUAAAAUCCUUCGAUAAAGGUUACCGGACCAUCCCGCAAUAUAAAUGGCUGGACCACCCUUAUUAUCCAUUCGAAAAAAAAUUAAACAAUUAAUUAUUGUUUUAUUAUUGGAAACUGGUCAAAUAUCAUGACAAACUAUUAUUGCUGAAAAAAAUAUAAGCGAAGAUUUACAUGCACCAAGUUCUCCCAGGAACUCAGGACAGGAAUUAUAUUUCAAGAUUCUCAAUUUGUCAUAAUUAAGUAACAAACCUUUAAAAAAACGACUUAUAUGAUAUGAAAAUUAGGUACCAUCAUACGAAUCGCUUUAAUGUUAAAAUUAUUAUAAAAAAUGUCGAAUACAACAUUCCGGUAUAUCACUUUUGGGUGAAUUUCGAGUUACUUCUUACAGAAUCGCUCUACUGAUUGUAAAUUAAUUAAAACUUCUCAGU